Oppia nitens is the source of this 2408-nucleotide messenger RNA. RefSeq lists its product as uncharacterized. The record is from RefSeq and is a predicted model, not a curated record. Gene Ontology annotation, cellular component: actin cytoskeleton; plasma membrane. Gene Ontology annotation, biological process: actin filament bundle assembly. Gene Ontology annotation, molecular function: actin filament binding. The coding region runs from base 295 to 2376 and encodes 693 amino acids. The transcript is spliced from 8 exons. NCBI's taxonomy places the organism in Eukaryota, Metazoa, Arthropoda, Arachnida, Sarcoptiformes, Oppiidae.
UAUUUAUAAAUAAGGAGAUAUAUUGAGAGCAACUUUGUUGGCAUCUUACAGCACGUGUUAUUUUAGUAGCACUGUAUGAUUCAUUAGCGGUGGUCGGGCUUAAAAUAAUUCACCAUCAAAUUUGCGCACUCUUGGCACUACCCUAAAAGUUAGGCCAUUCAACUGGCAUUGCACAGACUCAUCGCUAUAUUAUAUACUCGGGUAUUGCUGUACACACCAUAACGCUUACCUAACAUCGUAUAUACAGACAUCGGUGCCGGCAGUCAGUCGGCUUAAGGCACUCAUAGGGAUCCGAUGGCAGCAAUUGAUGAACCACUUUAUUGUGUUAAUGUGGCUGAACUGCGCUCGAAAUAUAGUACUAAAUGUGAUGAAACUAAUAAGCAAAUUGAUGUCUCACAAGGAGUUGGCGAUUAUCGCGAAUUACUGGAUCAACCAAUAAAUGGGACAAUGAGUCAUAAUUGUGAGGAACGUCCUAAAAAAUAUGAAGUGAUUAUCUGCGAGAACACACCCGAAGAAUUGCCACCCGAUGUGGUCAGAAGCAAUUCAAAGGUUGAGGAACAGUACUACAACUUAGCCAAGGAUUUAGCAAAUAUUAGGAACAAAUUCGAAUCAGGAGUCGACAGGACUGGACUCGACGACAACCAUAACAAUCAAAACAACAAAACCAUCGAUAAAAAUAUUCUUCAGCGGUCUGACAGUAUUAGCGUAAGGAUGCAAAAAUACCAGAGCGCAGUUGCCGGAGAUAAGGAUAGUCACUAUAGCAGUGAUGAAGAGAAUACUGAUCCCAAAGAGAUUCAACCGGAACCCGAAAAACUAGUGGCCGUUGAUUUGUCGUCAUUGAAGUCUCAGUGGGAAACGGGUUCAAUCAGUGCUAAUAAAGAUGAAUCGGAUGCCACUAAAGAUGAAUUAGAAGAACUGAGAAAGAAGUUAAGUUUAGGCCGAAGCGAAUCACUUAAGGAAGUCUAUGAGAGAACCAUUAAAGAGUCGCACAAUAGUGAGAACGGUGGCCAUCGAUCGGAGAUAGUCUUAGACUCACCCAUUAAGGCAAACAGUAUUAAAGAAAAAUUUGAAAAAGGAUUGGUUGACUCUGAGAGCGAACGGAUCGAUAAAUUGAAAAAUGAAAGAGAAGAAGAAUUUCAUACAAUUUCUGAAAGUGAUUCAAAUGUCAAAGAAGCCAGAAGUAUGUUUAAACAGAUUGACGCCACUGCCACUAAAGGUCCGACACCACCACAAGUGAACGGACAAUCGCAUAACACUAACGGUUUGAGCAAAAAGCUGACAAACGGUGAUGUUAUCAGAAGUGGCGAACAAGUUGGCGAAGAUGUAACCAUUGAUUCAAAUCAAUUACAGGAAAGAUUUGCUUAUUUUGAAAAUCUGCCCAAAGAAGUGCCUAAAGAAACGAAAAGGCAUCAAAUAACACCUCCAAAGGACGUCAAUGUUAUCUAUGAAAAUAAUGUCACCGAAACUAAUCCUGAUAUUAUCCGUUCAUUGGAUACCAUCGAUGAUAUUCCUAAAGUGGAAACAACUAAGAAAAUGCUCGAUAAGUUUAAGGAACUUGAAAAACAAGUGGACAACAAUCAGAUAAGUGCUCCCAAACCAUUGAAACGGAUUACACCGCCCAAAGAUUUUGUGCCCAACACUAAUGGAGACAAAGAACCAUCGCCUGAAAGAGAUCCAAAUAUAAUUAAGUCGAGCCUUAAAAAUGAGGAUAAUAUUCCGGUGACACCCGAAAUAACUCGUAAUCUUAAGGCAAAGUUCGAGAACUGGUCGGUAGACAAACAAAACAGGAAAAACAGCAGUUUUGACGCCGAAGAUGAGUUUGUGCCGCAUAUCGAUACCACUAAAAACCUGAGGGCUAAGUUUGAGGCCAUCAAAGAUGAUGACAAAUCAAUUGAAAAGCCGAAACCUCGCGUCAAUCGAUUUGUGUUUGAAACGACUGAUCCAAUAGCGGACUUGUGUUAUGUCUGCCGAAGCAAACUCUAUGCGAUGGAAAAGAUGGAGUUCAGUGGUAUAAGACUUCACAAGAAUUGCUUCCGUUGUUUCAAAUGCAAGUGUAAUCUGAGAUUGGAUAACUUUACGAUAACCGGCGAAAAGUUAUACUGUAUUCCGCAUUUCAAACAACUAUUUAUGGAAAAAGGAAAUUAUGAACAAGGAUUUGGUUUAGAACAACACAAAGACAAAUGGAUGAAUAAAUGCAUUAACAAUAAUGACCUGAUUAUCAAUAACGAUGACACCACCGACAACAAUGACAAUGAACACACCGUUGAUGACACUACUCAUAGUCAUAAUCAAUUGAUUUGUGACGUUAAUGCCAAUGAAGCGCAUAUCGAUUACGCAAAUCUCAGUGUUUCCGAUGUUUCUGAUAAUGAAUAUUGAAAUUUUGUUACAUUUAUUAUAUUCACAUAAAG